Diabrotica virgifera virgifera (western corn rootworm) is the source of this 1337-nucleotide messenger RNA. Its product is annotated as caspase-7. The record is from RefSeq and is a predicted model, not a curated record. Gene Ontology annotation, molecular function: cysteine-type endopeptidase activity. The transcript has 5 exons. Gene Ontology annotation, biological process: proteolysis. NCBI's taxonomy places the organism in Eukaryota, Metazoa, Arthropoda, Insecta, Coleoptera, Chrysomelidae. The coding region runs from base 190 to 1227 and encodes 345 amino acids.
AUCAAAACAAAACGAAACAAAAAUGGGCCCCACGCUCAAUAUAAUCAUUUAAUCCAAUUCUUAUUCAUCAAAUUCGAUGGCGACUCUGAGAUUAGAUAAGAUACGACAUACGAUAUCUUUCCUAGAAAAACCAAUAAUAAUGUAUUAUACCUUUGUCUGUGUGCGAAUGUACAUACAUGCCAAAUAACUAUGGCUACGGAAAGAGACGCAGGCGUCUUUAAACCUCAAAAACUUCUAACACCACCUCCACCGGAGACUCCACCGGCGACAAGUAGAAGUCCAUUCAGAGUUGUAGAUGAUUUACCCGUAAAGAAAUUUGUUGAACGUAAACAUUUACGUACAGAUCGAUUUGAAUAUGAGAGGAAAGGAGAUGAUCCUGGAUACAUAAUAAUUUUUAAUCAAGAAACAUUCUACGAUAAAGAAUUGGGUACAAGGAGAGGAACUAGAAGAGAUGUUAACGAGCUAACUACAUGCUUACAGAGGUUAGGAUUUAAUAUUGAUAAAGAAAAUAUAUUAACGGAUAAGACAACUGAAGAAGUUGAGCAAGUAUUGGAGAAAGCUUCCCAGAUAGACUUUACAAAUUAUAAUUGCCUAAUACUGUUUUUCCUAUCGCAUGGCGAAGAACUGAACUUCUUACAUACCAAAGAUGGCCAAAUAUUAGCAAAAGAUAUUUGGUUAAAAUUUAAAGAUAGUCCAGGUCUCAACGGUAAACCAAAAAUGUUUGUGUUUCAGGCUUGUAAGGGAGAAAACUUUACCACCGUUGGAAAUGAAUUACCAAAAUCAGCGGUUUUAACACCCUCUUCAACAUUCUCACCGGAUUAUCUAUAUGAUGAUCUCUUAAUAGUUCAUUCAUCUACAGAAGGUAACUGCGCAUUCAGAAAUCAAUAUACUGGCUCAUGGUUCAUUCAAGAACUAUGCAAAAAUUUCACAGCCUACGGAAGAAAAGACGAGGUCAUAAGUUUGAUCAUACGAGUCACCAAAUGUGUUUCUAAUAACUUUACUAAAGGAAAAGAUCCAACUACUAAUUUGGAGUACUCUAACGCGAAGCAAAUGCCGUUUUUUAUAUCUACAUUAAGAAAAAAGUUUUAUUUGAAUAGAACCAAGGAAAGAGAUGCAAUUUUAAGAAUAGCCGAAACUAACGAACAUAUACUUAAGACUUUAGUUGAAAUUAAAACUCAGUUGGAUCAUAUUUUAGCAAACGAUGAUGAAAAGAAACACAAAAAAUGACAUAACUUCAAUUUAGUUUUUUCAAUUGUUUAUCUUUAUAAUUACGUAGAUAUGUAUACAUUAUAUAUUAAAUUAUUUUUUAACUUAAAAUAAAAGCCUAUGCUAGUGUA